UGAAACUAAUUCAGUGUAACCAUUUGCUUUCUUUAACUCACCAUAAGUAAUAGUUCUCAUUUUACUUCUCUUCUUUUAUAACUCAUUACUUACGUGAAAUGUAAGAGUUUCCAUGACAGGUAUCAAGUGUGAUAUAUCUCGGUUAAACCAGGGCAGUUAAACGCAAACUGCAUUGAAAGGUACUCAGGUAUCUUAUGUAAAAUUACUUAGUUGUCAUCUUUUCCACUCCUGAGUCAACAAGCUGCAUAAUGAAGUCAUUUCAAUUUCUAAACUACUUUCUCCUCAACUUUAUCUUGACUGUAUCUUCGGCACCAAUGCAGACCAAAUGUAAAAUACCAACGAACUUGAUAGUACAUUACAACAGAUUGUCCGGUGCAUCCAUUGGCAAUAAGUUUUUUCUACCAGCUGAAAUGGCUCCAGCAGGAAGUAACCAGCGACCACAAACCGAUGGGGAUAGAACUUUUCCAACAUCUCUGGUUUCUAUUAAUAUCGUCCGCGAACGUUCAACCUGCCCUUGGUAUCUUAAAAUUAUCCAUGAUCCAUCAGUUUUCCCUCCAUCACGUACUGAAGCGAUAUGUCGCUGUAGAUACUGUCUAGACUCUGACGAAAAUCACCAAUGUGUAACAGUAUAUUCUAAAACGACUGUCCUGAAACGUACAGGUGAAUGUGUUGAUGGAUUGUAUGCGUAUAGACCAAGUGUGAUUCAAAUAGCCACAGCCUGUGUGUGUGCAAAGAAAGUCGAUAUCAUUUCUGGCAAAAAAUGACCAAGUUUACGAGUCGUAAAAACGCCAGCCUACCGUUUUGAAAUGCGUGUAACGCAAAUGUCAUUCAUAAUUUUAUGAAUCUUUAAGUAAACCACUAUGUGGUCAUUGUGUUAUUUCUUAUAUUUUGUUAAUACCUUUAAUAUAUGCAACUGUUUUAUAUUUCAUAAUCAUAAAUAUGUUCAAUGAAAUCCCAAGUCAUUACUAUGUAAUGAAUUAAAAUUGUUAGCAUAUUGUUAACUAUAUCAUUAUCUAAAUAACAGUAUGUUAUUUAAUUAUAAGUGUACAUAUUAAUCAAUUUAUAAUAUAUAACUGCGCUAGACGCAGCGUCACUCUUUCUUUACUCGCAUAUUCACACACACACACACACACACACACACACACACACACACACACACACACACACAC
Messenger RNA from Octopus bimaculoides (California two-spot octopus), 1169 nucleotides. Its product is annotated as interleukin 17-like protein. NCBI's taxonomy places the organism in Eukaryota, Metazoa, Mollusca, Cephalopoda, Octopoda, Octopodidae. The record is from RefSeq and is a predicted model, not a curated record. Gene Ontology annotation, molecular function: cytokine activity. Gene Ontology annotation, cellular component: extracellular region.